GUCUAGUCGAAUUAACUGCACUUCAACGCGCUUGCAACGAGCUUUUGCACGGUAAAAAAAACAUGAAAUUCGCGGUAGCUUUCGUCUGUCUGGUGGUUUCGGCUGUCGUAGCCGUUCCGGUGCCCAACAAGGAUGCCCAGAUUGUGCGGUUCGACAAUGACCACAAGGGAAUCGACGGAUACAGCUACCAGGUGGAAACGAGCAACGGCAUCCAGCAGCAGGAAACGGCCGAGCUGCGAUCAUUCGGAGAUGACAACGCUGCCAUUGUGGUCCGCGGAUCGUACUCCUUCACGGCUGACGAUGGCCAGGUUUACACCGUUAACUACAUUGCCGACGAGAACGGAUUCCAGCCAGAGGCGCCUCAUCUACCCAAGGCUUAGUUCUGGAAAAGAUACCGCGAUGGACAGUUUGUGAAAAGUGUGUUAAUAAAAAGUUAAAAUUUGGUGAAAAUAA
Molecule: messenger RNA, 453 nt
Organism: Culex pipiens pallens (northern house mosquito)
Lineage: Eukaryota; Metazoa; Arthropoda; Insecta; Diptera; Culicidae
Product: cuticle protein CP14.6-like
Exons: 1
Coding region: 63-380 (105 amino acids)
Cellular component (GO): chitin-based extracellular matrix
Molecular function (GO): structural constituent of chitin-based larval cuticle
Source: RefSeq, a predicted model, not a curated record